This is a messenger RNA of Sesamum indicum (sesame), 2382 nucleotides long. Its product is annotated as pentatricopeptide repeat-containing protein At5g39350-like. NCBI's taxonomy places the organism in Eukaryota, Viridiplantae, Streptophyta, Magnoliopsida, Lamiales, Pedaliaceae. Gene Ontology annotation, molecular function: protein binding; RNA binding. Gene Ontology annotation, biological process: RNA modification. The record is from RefSeq and is a predicted model, not a curated record.
AUGAAUGCAUUUUCUUUUAGGAAAUUGGAUUUGCUCAAAAAAUCCAACCUUUUUCUUUCAAUCAAGUCCCAUGCUUUGUAUUUUUCCAACUUAACCGCAGAAAUCCUACGCUCUCAAUCCUUUUCCCUCCCUGAAAAGGUUGCUUCUUAUUUGGAAAACUGUCCAGAUACGAGUUCUUUAAAGAAGCUGCAUGCUUGGGUGAUUACACAGGGUCUUGACGGGAACGUAUUUGUGGGUUCCAAGCUUCUUCAUACCUUAGCAAAAUUCAAUCUUUUGACGGAAUCCAAAUGGGUUUUCAACAAAAUCAUCAACAACAAUCUUUCUGUUUGGAAAUCAAUUAUUGUUGGAUAUUUCAGAACCGAUCAACAUAAUGAAGUUUUAGGGGUUUAUGUGAAUUUGAGGCAGAAGAAUAUAGGGGUUCAUGGUUCAGCAAUCAUUUUUGGGUUGAAAAGUUGUGUUCAGUUGGGCGCGUAUGAAUUUGGAAGGAAUCUUCAUACGGAUGCUUUUAAAUUUGGAUUGAGUUGUGAUCAGUUUGUGGGUUCGUCACUUGUUGGAUUUUACUCUAAGUGUGAUCAAAUUGACGAAGCAGCUAAAGUGUUCGAUGAAAUAAUUGACAGAGAUGUGGUUGCUUAUACUUCGAUAAUAACUGGAUAUGCUCAAGUCGGCGAUCGUCAUGCUGACAACGCUUUUAGCGUCGCGCGUGAUAUGCAGAGAGAUGGAUUUGAGCCUAAUAGGGUAACACUGGUGAGUUUAUUGCAGUGUGCAUCACGAUUAGGAGCACUGCAUGAAGGAAGAUCUAUUCAUGGCUAUGCAAUUAGAAGAAGAAUUGGUUGUCCGGAUGAAGUAUUUGAAACAAGCAUCAUGGAUAUGUAUAUAAAGUGUGGUGAUCUACAAGGUGGCACCGUGAUUUUUGACAAGAUGAGCAAAAAGGCUACUGGUUCUUGGAAUGCCUUGAUUUCUGGUCAUCUUCAGAUGGGGCAGCCAUUGGAAGCUUGUAACCUUUUUCUCCAAAUGGUUAAUAAAUGUAAUCUUGAUCUGAUUGCUUUGGCAAAUGGACUAUUGACUUGUGCAGAUUUGGGAUAUUUGCUUCUGGGAAAGGCAAUUCAUUGCCGCAUACUUCGCAGAGGAGUCAAUCUCGAUCUUGUUGGUACCACAGCUUUAAUGGAUAUGUAUUGUAAAUGUAAGCACUUAACUGCUGCGAUGAACAUCUUCCACAGAACAGACACCAAGGAUGAUGCUCUAUUUAACGUGAUGAUUGCUGGUUAUCUCCAUAAUGGAUGUGUAUUCAGAGCCAUAGAGACAUUUUGUGAAAUGGUCGCUAUGUGUGUUAGACCAAAUACUGGAACAAUUAUCAGUGUGCUUUCUGCAUUGUCUGAUAUGGGCAGCAUACGUGCAUGCAAGUGCAUUCAUGGAUACGUGUUCAGACAAGGCUUGGAAGCAAACGUUGACAUAGCAAAUCAACUUAUAACUAUGUAUGCAAAAUGUGGCAUCAUUAAAUGCGCUAGGCAAGUCUUUGAUAGGACAAAGAUGAAGGAUAAGGUAUCAUGGACAUCAAUGAUGACUGGUCUAGUGAACCACGGGCUUGCGAAUGAAGCAAUGACCUUGUUUGGGCUGAUGCAAAGAGAAAAUCAACACCCUGAUGCUGUGACAUUUACAUGUCUGCUUCAAGCAUUGAAUCAGCUUGGAUCUGUAACUUUAGCAAAAGAAGUACACGGUCAACUCUAUCGAGUAUUCCUAGAGAAAGAUAUAACAUUGAUGAAUUCUCUUAUUGCUACCUACAGCAAAUGGGGAAAAUUAAAAAUGGCUGGCCAUUUGUUUGAGCACAUGGCUGAAAAGCAUUUGUCAUCUUGGAAUACUAUGAUUGCUGCAUACGGUACACAUGGGGACUGUGUUCAGGCCCUCAAAUUGAUGGACCAGAUGAAAAACAAGAACGUUGCUCCUGAUGGAGUUACAUUCAAGUCAAUACUCUUAGCUUGCAGCCAUUGCGGAUUCGUAGAAGAGGGGCUUCAUGCUUACAGCUCCAUGCAGGAAGAAUACGGAAUCACUCCAUCAGAUGAGCAUUAUGGUUGUAUGGUGGAUUUAUUAAGUCGAGCAGGUCGGGUGGAAGAAGCCUACAAUCUUCUAAAACAUGUCCCUUCAAGACGGAAUGCUUCAGCGAUCGGUGCUCUGCUUGCUGCUUGCAGAAUUCAUGGAAAUUCCGAAAUGGGAGAAAGAGUAGGUCAAUGGCUAUUGGACAUCGAGCCGCAGAAUGCAAGCGCCUAUUGCUCAGUAUCAAAUUUUUAUGCUGGAGAAGGAAAAUGGGAUGAAGUAGCACAUUUAGGAGCUGUUGCCAAAGGAAAGGGUCUGAAAAGAACUCCUGGAUAUAGCCUCAUAGACUUUUAA